Molecule: messenger RNA, 9248 nt
Organism: Carassius gibelio (silver crucian carp)
Lineage: Eukaryota; Metazoa; Chordata; Actinopteri; Cypriniformes; Cyprinidae
Product: DNA (cytosine-5)-methyltransferase 3A
Exons: 22
Coding region: 350-3109 (919 amino acids)
Biological process (GO): negative regulation of DNA-templated transcription
Cellular component (GO): nucleus; cytoplasm
Molecular function (GO): methyltransferase activity
Source: RefSeq, a predicted model, not a curated record
UUCCACAUUAAACCACAAACUGGCUGCUGUUUGUCUUCUGUGGACACAAAUCAAGGCUUUUUACUGAUUCUCUUGAUGCGAUAAGACAAUAUUGCCUCGUUUUAUAAUGAGGGAAACAUUGUAGACAAUUGUUUCCUCUUGUGCUUUUUCAAAAUGUAUCGCCUUUCAUAGACUUAGGAUAAAAUAAUCAUAUUUCCAACAACCAUACGCUAUCAGUGUAUAAAUAUCUGUUUCACUCCAGAAAUAAAUGAAUACGGUCGUUGUUGUGUUUGUUUUCACAGGGAGGAGGAGGAUUUGAUGGUCUGAAGGUGGAUCAGUUUCAUCGCCACAGAAGUCCCUCAGCAUUUUAAUGUCUUUUGUUUCAUUUGGUUUGAUUUCAAAUGCAUCGAUCAGGCCAGUAGUGUGUUUUUGUUUCAUCAUGCCUCUCGAACUGGACUGUGACGCAGCGACGAACAAAACGAGUCCAGAGGCAGAACAGGAAGUGUGUGAGGUCACACACGAAGAGAGAGUGACAGACACACCAACACGAAGAGUUGGACGACCCGCUCGAAAACGCAAAGCACCAGGAGAGGACAGUUGUGGGCGUGUAAUUGAUGGUGUGGCCUGUAUGAAACAGGCAGGGUGUAACGGUGAAGCAGAGAGUCCGGUUUCACAGAAAAACCUUGAGCAGAAAGACUCCUCCCCUGACUCCACCCACCAGAACAGCACAGACACGCCCCCCAGUGCGGAAGGAGACUCCGCCCCUUCAACUCCACGGAAGAAACGAGGGCGGCGGAAACUUAAGCAGCCGGAGCUACACGUUGACGAGGACGACACCAGCAGCGACACCAGCAGAGGAGAGAGCGACGGGGGUCGUCUGAGGGGCCGGCAGGGCUGGGACAUCAGUCUGAGGAGACGUCCCGUACCAAGAGAGACCUUCCAGGCCGGAGACCCCUACCACAUCAGCCGCAGAGAGAAAGAGGAGUUGCUCGCCCGCUGGAAAAAAGAGAAGGAGGAUAAGGCCCAACUGGUGACCAUCAUGAGUGACAUGAUGGACGACCAAUCAACUGUCAGCUCUCAGAAGGAGGAGGAGGAGCCAGCCAUCAAUCUCCUUUCCAUGCCCACACCUCAGCAGCAGCACACUGGCCCCGCCUCCCCAACGGUCGCCACGACGCCUGAGCCGCCUCCUGUCGCCUGUGGCAACAAAGUGAUGGCGAGAUCCUCGGAGAUGAAUCUGGAGUAUGAGGACGGCCGUGGGUUCGGGAUCGGAGAGCUGGUCUGGGGGAAGCUGCGGGGAUUCUCCUGGUGGCCCGGCCGGAUCGUGUCGUGGUGGAUGACAAGCCGCAGUCGCGCCGCUGAAGGCACCCGCUGGGUCAUGUGGUUUGGAGAUGGCAAAUUCUCAGUGGUGUGUGUGGAAAAGCUGUUGCCCUUGAGUACAUUUUGCACAUCUUUUCACCAGCCCACCUACAACAAACAGCCCAUGUACAGAAAAGCCAUCUAUGAAGUUUUACAGACGGCGAGUAUGCGUGCCGGGAAACCGUUCCCUGCGUGUGCGUCCACUGAUGACUCGGACUCAGGGAACAGUGUUGAAGUGCAGACGCAGCAGAUGAUUGAUUGGGCCAACUCUGGGUUCCUCCCUUCUGGUGCCAGAGGCCUGGAGCCGCCACCAGCGGAGCGGAACCCGUAUACUGAGGUGUAUCCAGAGAUGUGGGUGGAGCCUGAGGCCGCUGCGUACACGGCUCCGCCCCCUGCCAAGAAACCCAGGAAGAACAGUGUCGAGAAACCCAAAAUCAAAGAGAUUAUUGAUGAAGGAACACGAGAGAGACUCGUGCAUGAAGUCAGACAAAAGUGUCGCAAUAUUGAAGAUAUUUGUAUUUCCUGUGGAAGUCAAAAUGUAUCGCUCGAGCAUCCUCUGUUUGUCGGAGCCAUGUGCCAGAGCUGCAAGAACUGUUUCCUGGAGUGCGCGUAUCAGUACGACGAUGACGGUUAUCAGUCGUACUGCAGCAUCUGCUGCGGAGGACGAGAAGUACUCAUGUGUGGGAACAACAACUGCUGCAGGUGUUACUGCGUGGAGUGUGUCGAUCUGCUCGUCGGGGCCGGAUCCGCACAGGCCGCUAUUCGUGAAGACCCCUGGAACUGCUACAUGUGCUGCAGCAGGAACGUCUUCGGCCUCCUGAGGCGCAGAGAUGACUGGACCUCACGACUGCAGCUGUUCUUCGCCAACAACCACGACCAGGACUUUGAACCGCUGAAGCUGUAUUCACCAGUAGCAGCAGAGAAGAGGCAGCCAAUCAGAGUCCUCUCUUUAUUUGACGGCAUCGCUACAGGGCUGCUAGUGCUGAAGGAUUUGGGCAUUCAGGUGGGGCGGUACGUGGCGUCAGAAGUGUGCGAGGACUCCAUCACGGUGGGGAUGGUGCGACACGAGGGAAUGAUCAGUUAUGUGGGAGACGUCAGAAACGUCACACGCAAGAACAUUGAGGAUUGGGGGCCGUUUGAUCUCGUGAUCGGUGGAAGCCCCUGUAACGAUCUGUCCAUCGUCAACCCUGCCAGGAAAGGCCUGUACGAGGGCACCGGGCGUCUGUUCUUUGAGUUCUACCGGCUGCUUCACGAAACGCUACCCAAAGAAGGAGAGGAACGACCGUUUUUCUGGCUGUUUGAAAAUGUUGUCGCCAUGGGAGUCAGUGACAAGAGAGACAUCUCACGCUUUCUGGAGUGUAAUCCAGUAAUGAUCGACGCUAAGGAGGUGUCCGCCGCACACAGAGCUCGAUACUUCUGGGGAAACUUACCUGGAAUGAACCGGCCGCUGACUGCCAUGGUAAAUGAUAAACUCGAGCUGCAAGAGUGUCUGGAACAUGGACGCACAGCUAAGUUCUAUAAAGUGCGAACCAUCACAACUCGCUCAAACUCAAUAAAACAGGGCAAAGACCAGCACUUUCCUGUCUACAUGAACAAUAAAGAGGAUAUCCUGUGGUGCACGGAGAUGGAGAGAGUUUUCGGCUUCCCCGUCCAUUACACAGACGUGUCCAACAUGAGUCGUCUCGCCAGGCAAAGGCUUCUGGGAAGGUCGUGGAGUGUUCCUGUGAUUCGCCACCUCUUCGCUCCGCUGAAGGAAUACUUUGCCUGUUACUGAAGCUCCGCCCACCACACAACGUGAUGGCGUCAUUACUAGGGUUGGGCCCAUAGACGAUGUCAUCAUCCAUCACCGAUGACUGACAGACAUCACAAUGUUGAGCCGGAAUCAUGAUUCACCCCCCCCACCCACCUUCCCCUCUGCGUGCAGUCCAUUUUUUGGGACCACGAAGACGGUCCGUGUAUAACAGCCCAGGCACGAGGUGAAUGUUGAGACAGCGCGAGUCAAGUAGGUGACACUGCUCAUCCGUCCUCGCUCAUCAGCAGCUGAGCAUACUAUAAGAGCUGCGUGGACAGAACAGAACGUGGAAAGUGAAGUAUACAUGAGCCUUUAGUGGUCAGCUGCUGCAGAGCAUGCCAAAAUGUGUGUGCCACCCCACCGAAGUCAUCGUCCAUCGCAAUGUUUCACUGUAGACAUCAUCUGAUGCCAAUUUGCUAGACAUCGCCCCAACCCUAAUCGUGACGUCCCUCCUCUUCCUUUCCUGAUUAACCCAAUAAGCUCCACCUUCUUGAGUUCUUCAUUUUUGCUCAUGGCCUGUGAACGGCUGGUGCUAUCCUAAUAUUAUUAUUCAACCCACUAGACAGCCACACUUCAGAUAUUUAUUUUAAAACCUAACUGGCUCCAGAUUUUUUGGGGAUUUCAGAAUUGUUUUUGUCAUGUUCCAACUGUGACAACUCUUUCUCUCUCACAGAACUGACUUAGACUAAAUAUGUGUGUGUGCAAUUCCUCACUUUGCAAGUGUAUGUUUGUCCGAGCAUGAAAAUAUAGAGCACAAAGCGCUGGAUGACAGGUGUGAAACAGAAGCAGACGCUCUCUGAGUACUCAAAGCAGGCGAAUCCCAUCCCUCGAACCUAAAACGUGUUACGCCAUGAACUAACCAGGUAUGAUAUGGAAACAAGUCAUUUUUCUGGUCUCAGUGAAAUAUGUGGUGAAGAGCUAAAAUCAUGAAAUCAUAGUUAAUGUUUAAUGUACAAAGAAUCUCAAAGAAAAUAUGUCUAGGUCAUAUUUUACUCUGAUAUAAAAGUGAAAAAAAGAAAUUAUAUAAAAAUGUAAAAAAAAAAAAAGAUGGUCCUAAAAUGGGCUAAGGAAAAAGGAAAUUUAUUCUUUGGAUGAAAUUUGGUUAAGAGUGUAUUUUCAUGAGACUGAUUAAGCAGUGCUACCCAUUAUUUCUACUAUUACACAAAUAGAAGUCAGGUUGGGAUAAAGUGGGAUAAAGGGAUGCAGUUCAUCACUUAUUGCUUUGUCAUGUUGUGCCUGGUUAGUAUACGUGUCUGUAACAUCUACACAAACAUCAUUUCACACAUAAACACAUAUUUCCAGUGAGAGAGAAGAUGUGCUUGAAGAAUCAACAAUACACUGUUUACAGCUUGUGCUCUUAAUAUGGUACUACUAAACUACUACAACUACUCACUCUCAACUAACUCCACUGUGGUGGUCUCUCAGUCUCCCUGUCUCUCUCUCAGCAAUACACACACAGCACACAGUCCCAUAUGAUGCCUUUCUGCUGGAGCCUAUCGGGCACAUAUGAGAGAGCUGAGAGCUGUGUAACACACUCAUACACCUGAAGAGGACAGUUCACCCAAAAAUUACAAUUCUGUCAUCAUUUACUUACCCUCAAGGCAUUCCUAACCUGACUUUCCAGCUGCAGUUAAUUUUGGUUGUCAGUUCACAUUUUAAUGCUUAAUCCUGUUCUCUACAUACACAGUUAAGUCAUUAACAACCAAAUUAAGUCCUGAAAAAUUCAGCCGAAUUUACAAAAAUUCUAUGUAGGGUUGCCAGGUCUUGUAAAACAAAGCCAGCCUGGUCCAUUUUUUUUUCAGCGGGUUUCCUUGCAUUGUUGGCAACACUGCUACAGAACCAAACUCAACAACUAGUUGUUCAUUAAGUAUUUAAACCUGUGUAUUUUCUUUAUGUGUAAUGCAAGAAAUCACAGUGAACAAGGUACAAUUGGAAUCAUUAAUUUUGCCAGAUCUUCCUAGAAAAAACAGCAAAUAACAACAUAAUGAGCUUACAUACAAAUGGUUGUAAAUGCUUGAGUUUAAUUCAAAUAGACAAACUAUUACUUUGUAGUAUUACUUUGAUGAGGGGGAAUAAGUGAUGACGUAGGUGUCAUUUUUGGGUGGACUACUUACUUAUUUGUGAAAGAAGUUUAUUUUCUUAAUAAGAUCAUGUUGUUUGCUGUCAUCUCUGAUGCAACACACACCGAUCUUCAGCAUGUAGAAAUAGAAUUACUUGCAUCCGAUUCUGACAGAUUUUUGCUCAACACUUCAGUCCAGCUCCACCACUCUUACUGUAUUUUGGGUUUGUGUGUAUUCAGUCAGGUAUCAGGGAUGUUGUGUUGUUUUUAUCCCCUGCAUGUGUUUCUACUGUUGGUGCAGAAAUUCAAUGGUGCCGCAUUUACUCCAUGGUGCAGCUUCAUGGUGCUUGAUUCUCUCUCUCACUCUCUCCUGGCUUGUGUUCUGCUUCCGGUUCAGCUCGGCUACGUUCACACCGCAGUUGCGUGAUUAUUGGUCCAGAUCUGUUUUUUAAUGAUUUUGAUGAAGCGUCAUGUUAUCAUCUUCCUUUUGAGGCACUAUCAUAUGUUGAAGUGAAUCACGGAAACAUGCAGUGGUUCAUCCAGUUGUUAACAUCACUACUGAUCAAACAUUUGGGAUCAAUACGAUUUUUUUUUUUUUUUAAGAUUAAUAUGUGCAAUCAACAAGAAUUAAUUAAAUUGAUUAAAUGUGACAACAAAGACAUUUAUAACGUUACAUACGAUUUAAACAGUAUUUCAAGUAAAUGCUGGUCUUAAUAAAUAAUGCAACUUUUUAUUCAUCAAAAAAUCAUCACAUGAAGCAGCACAACUGUUUUCAACACUGAUAACAGUAAGAAAUGUUUCUUGGAGGAUCAUGUGACACUGAAGAUUGGAGUAAUGCUGGAAAUUCAGCUGUGCAUCACAGAAAUAAAUAAAGUUUAUUCAAAUAGAAAACAGCAAUUUAACAAUAUUUCAUAUUAUUGCUGUUUUUACUGUAUGUUUGAUAAAGUAAAUGCAGCAUUAGUAAGCAUAAGACUUUUAAAAUGAUUGAAAAAUUUGCCCGAACACAAACUUUUAAUUGCGAUGAUUGAUUUAACCUUGGUGUAAAUUUGAAUAAUUUUUCAGUUCUAUUCUAGACUGUGAGGAGAUUGUAAUAUUUACAUAAAAUAUGUAGAUAAAUGAAAUGUAUUCAAAUGUCUUUAUAGAAAAACUGCUGUCCUAAAGUCAGGGGGACCCCACUGAAAAUCUGGGAUACAAAGUGUAUUUUGAAAAUAAGCAGAUUUAUUUUUAGGAUUUUGAAAAAAUUUUUUUUACAAAAUUAAUUGAAAAAUAUUACUGAUUCUGGAUCAGGCUCUUGCGAUGUGAACAUGGCCUUUCUCUCUCAUGCUGAACAGCGUACGAAUCAGCCUACAUGCUAAUCUACAGGCUGACUGAUAUUGUGUUUCUGCCAUUCUGGUUUUUGACAGUCUUGACAUAUUGAGUGCUCCUUCGCUCAGGAUUCUGGGAAAGUGGCCCAUCUGUGUGAUGUCAUAAAACUGGUCACAUGGUGCUCCCAGAAUCCAGAGUCCUCUUGUGGUGCAAGUGGAGAGUUCACACUUGGGUUACGUGCAAACUGGAUUACUGUAAAACUCUACUGUGUGUGCUGUUUUCUAAUCCUGUUUUGCAUCUGAAAUAAACAGGACUCUGGUGCUCACAGAGAUGUGCUUCGAAAAUUGAGGAUUUUUGUACGAAUUUGCUAAUUCAGUUGGCCCUCGCUGGAGGGAAGAGAUUAUACAGAUCACAUUUCAACCGUGAAAGAAAACUUUUCUGGUUUCUCUCUAACCAAACUAGCACAUUUGACUACUUCUUAUUUGGGGGUUGCACAUUUCUUCGAACUUUUGACUGAUGUGUUGAAAGCUGGUCAACCAACUCAUUACCUGAAUAAUGGUUUUAUUUGCAGUUUAGAUUCAGAUCUAAAUUGUUAUAUCACAGUCUAUGUUGAAAUAUGCUUAUGGCCCACAGUUUAUAAUAAACUUCUGCUAAGAAACUGAACUUAAAAGGAAACAUCCUGCUAUUUAGUCAUUUGAUUGGAAUGUUGUUUAAUAGUAAUUCACUUUGGGCAAACAUGAUGCAUUAUACAUUAUCGUAUUUCAGCCGUUUUUUAUCUAAUUUCAGAAUACAGUAAGUUUUGAGAUCUCUCAGAUCCAUUUAACAAGUUUAAAUGCAAAAAAAAAGGUCAGCGUAUUAUGUCUAGAAAUUACUUUUUUGGUCAAAAAUGAAAACACUCUCCAGAAACCUCUCAGACAAACAUGCACUUCCAGGACCAGCAUGAUGUCUUUUUGAGUUUUUUAGACAAAUCUACCCUAAACUCAAUAUUCUUUUAAUGCUAACCCAAUAAUAUCAGAUAUUUCAUUUCGCUCCAGUAUCAUUUAGAGGCAGAACAUUCGGCUGAUGUUGAAAAGGAACAUCUAAAAUGCAGGAUGUUCUCCUUUUAAGGUUGGCUUGGUAGAAUCCGACUCCUUUAGCAGGAUCUUCAUGGCACUGUGCUGGGUCGAACCGCUCGUAGCCUUAGAGUCUGUUUGUGUUUGUUUGGUGAAGGCUGGUGAAUCUCGUAAUGCAGCGUGAGGUUUGAUUGUUUUUAGUCGAGACUUCAGUGGUAAAUUAAUUGUACAUUGAUAAGUUUUUCCACUUUUUUUAGAAAUUUAUUGCGUUUUGUGUGCUGGGUGUUUUUAAAAUUCAUUUAAAGUAAUUCUGACGUGAUUAUUGGCUAGUGUAUGAUUAUAUGCAUGGCUGUUAUAAUAAAGGGGAUGGGUUGAAGGCGGGGCUGUGAGCUAGUGAUGGGCGUGGCCAAUUAAUGCAAUUACCAGAGAAUUCUUUUCUAUUUAUUGGAGAAGAUGAUUGAUUUGUGAUCCGCUCAAGAGCCGACCAGUAACCUGUUGUCAGCUUUAAAGGAGGCGGGGUCUUGCGUUAGGUUAUUUUAUGAAUAAUAUUGGGAAUAAGAGAAGGUUGUUUCAAAAAGGUGCUAUACAAUUUAUUCUUAAAUGAUAAACUAGAAAAGAAUGAAAUGAAAAUAUAUCAUUGAGAAGUGAUUUGGUCUAGACAAUGACUGUUUUUAUGUUGUGUAGUCUUGAAAAAGCAUAUUAUUCUACUCUUUUAUGAAUAUAUUAACAGAAGACAUUUUAACUUUGUACUUGAUGAAAAUGUCGAAGUAAAAAAGACAAAUACAAAUGUACAGAUUCAUGUGUUUUAGCUUAGACAUUACUGUAGUGGGUGCCUCUCAGUAAGAAACAUUCAUUCAUACUGUAUUCGCAUGUUGCCUUCAGGUCCAACGGAACGAUUAUAGUUACGAGUCGAGCACUAACCAUUGAGAAACUCUGGGUUUUCUUUCAUUUUUGGGUUUUGUGUCAGUUUGCCGCUCUAAUCGGUCAUAAUUUGGUUUUCAUUGCAAUAGCUGACCGGCCGCAUAAUUUAGUUUGGUGUGAAAGCUAGCGAAUCUGAAAAUACUAAAGUCACCAGUUAAUGGGGGGUGGGACUACAUUUCCCAUCAAUCACUGCAGUAGUGUCAAAAAAUUCACCUAAUGCACCUCUUCUGCUCUUGAUUUUCUGCUGAAACGCUUCUUGUGUUUGUCAGGAAGAGAAAUAUGAAAUACAUUUUAUUCCAACCACUUUGCAUCGACUUUCAAAUUCAUAAGUAGGAGCUUCCUCAGAGGACUUGAAGGCAGCAUUACUGUACACUGUUACGUAACUGCUUGGAAGUGAUGGCAAAACUACAUUACCCAACAUUCCUUUCCACAGACUCCUUCCAUGUACUCUUGCUAAGAUCAGACUGUAAUGUUUUUUUUAUGAUUGUCGUUGCCUCAAUAUUUAUUGCCCUACAGCCUUGUCCAUCUGAUCAGUCCACAGGUCUCUCUCUUAUACUUUUUUUUCAUCCACUGUAACACAUUUAUCCUCACCCUCUCUCUCUCUCUCGGUGUGGCUGUAGUUCUGUUGUGUUUCGACGGUCUUUGGAGUGUUAUAGUAGCAGUUCAUCCUUCCAUAAUUCUCUCUGUACGCAGUGAAAGGAAAGAUUGCCGAACACUUCGGCUCCUUUCCUGUGCACUUGUGCUGGGGAACACUUGAAUUAAAUGUACUGUUUUUGUGCUAAAA